AGGUUGUUCAGCUGGACGGUGGGAUAUGCACAUUUGCGCAGGCAGUCAGUCAGGGAGCCACCAGCGUCAAAGACCUCUCUAACUACACCAUCUUUACACCGUCAUGUCAAACUUGAAACAGGGCGAGUUUGUCGGGUCUCUUGAUUGCGGCACAACUUCCGUGCGGUUCAUCGUCUUUGAUCAGUACGCAAAUAUCGUUUCCCAGCAUCAAUCAGAGUUCCCGCAGUAUUACCCGAACCCAGGGUGGCAUGAGCACGACCCUGAAGAAAUACAACAAAUCUCUGAGGAGUGCAUCACUCAUGCUUGUGCGAAACUGGAGGAAGCAGGAUGGGCCAAGGAGAGCGUGAAAGUGAUCGGCAUUACGAACCAGCGUGAAACUACUGUCGCGUGGAGUAGGACUACAGGUAAACCUUUGUGCAAGGCUAUCGUUUGGACCGAUUCUCGUACGAAGAAUACUGUCGCUCACUUUGAGCACCUAUUGGCUACGACUGGACUCGAGGUGGAGCCUGGGCAAUUUAAGAGCGGAGAAGAGGGUGUUGAAGCUCUGCGUGACAUUACGGGCCUGAAGCUCUCGACGUACUUCUCUGGAAUCAAACUUCGAUGGAUGAUUGACAACUACAGCGAAGUCCAGAAGGCCCAUGACGAUGACGAUCUGCUUUUCGGAACAAUCGAAUCAUGGGUUGUUUAUAACCUUACAGGCAACGUCCAGGGUGGCAUUCAUGUUGGCGAGGUAACGAAUGCAUCUCGCACCCUUUUGCUAAAUCUACACAACCUUACUUGGGAUGAGCGGUUGCUGAGCUUUUUCGGUUUCCGACCGUCGAUACUACCUAAACUCGUGUCUUCCUCAGAGGUGUAUGGUCAACUGUCUCAGGGUCCCCUGAAGGGUGUUCCAAUCGGAGGACUUAUCGGGGACCAACAAGGCGCUUUAGUGGGAAACAAGUGCCUCCGACAAGGAGAAGCCAAAUGCACGUAUGGUACGGGUGCGUUCCUCCUGUUCUGUACGGGAAACGACAUUGUUAAGAGUGGUCAUGGACUUCUGAGCACGGUGGCUUACCAGCCCGGUCCAGGGGCUGCUCCAGCCUAUGCAUUGGAAGGAAGUAUCGGAGUUGCUGGAAGCGCCAUCAAAUGGCUGAGGGAUUCCAUGGGUUUCAUCAAGUCCGCCAACGAGAUAAACACGUUGGCAGCAUCAGUACCUGAUACUGGAGGUGUGUACUUCGUCACCGCGUUUUCUGGUCUCCUCGCACCGUAUUGGGAUCCGGGUGCUGCAGGCCUCCUUAUUGGACUGUCCUCGUAUACCACUCCCGCACAUAUUGCUCGUGCGACUAUGGAAGCUGCUGCUUUCCAGACUCGUGCAGUUCUUGAGAGCAUGAAACUUGAUUCACGCACAAAGCUCGAGCAUCUUAAGGUUGAUGGAGGCAUGACCAAUGGCGAUGUUUGCAUGGAGAUCUUGGCGGACAUCGGUGGUUUCGACGUUGUCCGUCCUGAUAUGAGAGAAUCAACCGCCCUGGGUUCGGCGCUUCUUGCCGGCUCAGCCAUCCGGUUAUUCGGUUGGGACAUGUCUAAGCCAGCGACGCUGUCGGAAGUCAAUACCAAAGGCAGCCGAACCUUCACGCCCCAUAUGCCCGAGGAGGAUCGGGAAAAAGGGUGGACUGCAUGGCUGCGUGCCGUCGAGAGGUCAAAGGGCUGGGACGAGGGCGUUGACGAAUGAAAUGGAAGUAAUACGAUGAAAUCAAAUUCAAUACAUGUUGGGUACCACUGCUGGGUAACACACUACCGAAAUUUCUUAAGAGGAUCUGAUUUUU
Messenger RNA from Suillus clintonianus, 1802 nucleotides. RefSeq lists its product as uncharacterized. Lineage: Eukaryota; Fungi; Basidiomycota; Agaricomycetes; Boletales; Suillaceae. Bases 104 to 1708 code for a protein of 534 amino acids. The transcript has 11 exons. Gene Ontology annotation, molecular function: glycerol kinase activity. The record is from RefSeq and is a predicted model, not a curated record. Gene Ontology annotation, cellular component: mitochondrion. Gene Ontology annotation, biological process: glycerol-3-phosphate biosynthetic process; triglyceride metabolic process; glycerol metabolic process.